Empidonax traillii (willow flycatcher) is the source of this 1517-nucleotide messenger RNA. Its product is annotated as potassium voltage-gated channel subfamily KQT member 1-like. The annotation marks the transcript as partial. The transcript has 11 exons. Gene Ontology annotation, cellular component: membrane. Gene Ontology annotation, molecular function: voltage-gated potassium channel activity. The record is from RefSeq and is a predicted model, not a curated record. NCBI's taxonomy places the organism in Eukaryota, Metazoa, Chordata, Aves, Passeriformes, Tyrannidae. Gene Ontology annotation, biological process: potassium ion transport; transmembrane transport.
AUGUCCUGUGACAGUGGAGAAAUUGUCGGGUACCCCUGUGGAGAGCAGCAAGGCUCCACUUUUCAGCUGAGCAGCCUGAACGGAAAUGGGAAAUCUGCGGCGUUGCUGGAAGUCAGGGGGAAUUUAAGCAACAUGCAGUACUCUCCUGUGGCACUGGAUGCAGAACCAGUGAAUAAUGGCUCUGGGAUCCCCCAGGAGCCCCAGGAGGGCACCAGGGCUGCAGCCUUGGCAGAAGGUGAGGCCGGCAGGGCCCGCACACCGGGCUGUUUCCACAGCCGCUACUUGACCGCAACCAGCACCCAGGGAGAUGUCUACAACUUCCUGGAGAGGCCCAGCGGGUGGAAGUGCUUCCUCUAUCAUUUUGCUGUGUUUCUCUUGGUGCUGGUAUGUUUAAUAUUCAGUGUACUGUCUACUAUAGAGCAUUAUUCUGAAUUUGCCACUGGAACCCUUUUCUGGAUGGAAAUAGUGCUGGUUGUGUUCUUUGGUGCUGAGUAUUUGGUCAGGUUGUGGUCUGCAGGCUGCAGGAGUAAAUACGUCGGCUUCCAGGGAAGGAUCCGCUUUGCCCGCAAGCCCAUAUCGAUUAUUGAUCUCAUUGUGGUUGUGGCCUCAAUUAUUGUUCUGAGCAUAGGAUCUAAUGGGCAGGUGUUUGCUACCUCUGCAAUAAGGGGCAUCCGAUUUCUGCAGAUACUUCGCAUGCUCCACGUGGAUCGACAGGGGGGCACCUGGAGACUUUUGGGAUCGGUUGUUUUCAUCCACCGUCAGGAGCUCAUAACCACGCUGUACAUUGGAUUCUUGGGGUUGAUUUUUUCAUCCUAUUUUGUUUAUCUGGCUGAGAAGGAUGCGGUUGAUGAAGAUGGCAAGACAGGUUUCUCCAGCUACGCUGAUGCCCUUUGGUGGGGCGUGGUGACUGUCACCACAAUUGGUUAUGGAGACAAAGUUCCCCAGACGUGGAUUGGGAAGACAAUAGCUUCCUGUUUUUCGGUGUUUGCCAUCUCUUUCUUUGCCCUGCCAGCGGGUAUUCUGGGGUCUGGUUUUGCCCUGAAAGUGCAGCAAAAGCAACGUCAGAAGCAUUUCAACAGACAGAUCCCAGCUGCAGCUUCCCUAAUUCAGACCCUGUGGCGAUGCUAUGCAGCCGAGAAAUCCUGCAGCUCUACAGCCACCUGGAAGAUUUAUGUUGCAUCCCCCGUGCAAAAUCCCAAAAAGUCGGCAGCGCCAUCUAGCCCCGGUCUGAGAAAACAGGCUAGAAGAUCCAAAAGAAAAGGAAAGCUAGGAUGUGGUAAUGGUUCUGCACCGGCAAUAAACCCGGGAGAAAAUGCCUUGUCUGUGCCACAGAUCACUUAUGAUCACGUUGAUGAACAGGAGGACAAAAAAGAUGUGUCUUUCUACAUUGAUGAGCCCAGAGUGAAAGGACGUUUAGAAGGGAACACCCAGGACAUGUCACGGGCCAACAGCUUCACUGAUGACAUUGACCUCGUAUCAGAAGAGUCACCCCUGCCAGCUGUAUCCGAUGUGGCACA